UGUUGAACAAGUGCAUAAACGAGUAUAAGUACAAACAACCGCCAUAGUUUAGACAGGAGUCAUAGAAAAAUCAUCAUACGUCAUUGACUUCCAUAUGAACACAAAGCGAAACGGGAAAUAUUGUAAAACUUACAAAUACAAUUUUCAACAUAAAAGGAAAAAAUUAUAGGAAAUUGAGAAAAAAAAUAUAUGUAAAUGGAAAGUGGACAUGCAAAUAAAUUUACUCGCACAAGUAAACAAAGGAACAGCCUACAAAAAUAGUGAUUUAUACAAAGUAAUGUUAAAAAAAUCAUUGAAAAUGGUAAAACCUUAAAUGAAAAUUAAGAAAAUUAAAGUUUAUAAAACGUGUGAAAAAAAUUUACACAAAUAGUAAAGUUGUAAAUUUGUGUUGAAAAGUGAAAGUUUGAAUGCAAAACUUGAAGAACUUUAAAGUUUUUUCUCCUUCUUCUUGUUAUACGAAAAAAUCCUUGACCUAUUGUGGGGUGUUUUUAGUUUGUUGUUCCUGCUGUACUCCUUUGUAUGGUAGUGUUGUAAUUUGUGUAUUGUUGUUUUUUUUUUUUUUUUUUUGUAUAUGCCUUCCUUUGUCAAUUGAAGUAUUUUUUUUAGUCAUUCAAUUUGUACAUUUCGGCAAAAAAUCAAGGUUAAACUGCAAAAAAAUAUAUAUGAAAAAAAGUUUGUUUUGGCCCUUCAUGAACAUGUUUUAUGGUUCAAAGGAUUUUGAUUAGACAAAGUUAUGCGAAAAAAUCGUUUUACAAAUGUGUAUCGUCGCGGCGUGUGUGGGUUCAUAGACAAGUUCAUUAGAGUGACAACAACUCAGCAAAAAUAUAAAAAAUAUGUUUUCCUUUCAUAUGUUUAGUAUAUAAAUGUUAUUUAUGAGCUCGUUGGCAUAAAAGGAAAAAAAACAAAGGAAAAAUAUAAAAUAAAACUUUAUGAUUAUGGGUUCCUGUCUGGGUAGAAACUCUUCAAACAAACUCAAUUCAAAUAAGAGUACAUCGAGUUUGGUGUCAUCAUGUUUGGGGCGUCAAUCAACAGAUGAUCAGGAUUUGGAUUUAGUUUCAAAUUUAAGUGAUUCCUAUAGAAAACACAAUAUUAUAUUUCGUAUAUGGAAUUUUAAACGAAAGAAAAAAUCCUCACACUAUUUGGAUAAAUUUUGGCAGCAUCAGGAUACCAAUUAUGCCAAAUUAAAUAAUGGAAAUCAAGUGGAAAGUUACUCCGACAUACAACUACAAAAUCUGGACGUUAACAAUCUGCUCAUAACCUCCGGCCACACCAAAGAAACUGCAGUUAACUAUCUACCCAGUCGUGUGCCCAGCUCACGAGCUAGUUCUUCGCUCGAUCUAGAAUGGGAACAUGAAUAUAGUCAAAUACGUCACUUUAACCAGCAGCUGCUUAAGCAGAAAUCUCAAACGCAGCCACAACAGAACUACAGCCAAUUGACUAUGAUGAUGGUGGGCGGCUGUACUACCAAAGAUGAAACAUCAGCAGAUGAAUCGUGGCAGUAUAUGAACCAAGAUGAGGAUCAGUCUAUGGCUUCGUUAAGUUCUCUAGCAGCUGUACCUGAUGCGCUGAAUGCAACGAACAAGAAUAAAGAGCGUUAUAAUGAGAAGCGUAGUCUCUUAAAAUCCAAUAGUCGGGUAAUGUUAAGAACUGGUUCCAUAACACGUAACUCCUCACAUAACUCAUGGUCGCAUAUUUCGACCCCCGAGUCUCUGGAAUGGGAUAUCGAUGAGGAUCAGCAGCAGCAAUUAAAAAUGGAAGAUGAUAAUUUAGAUCAUGAAACCUUAAAAUUAUUACAUCAAAUAGAACAAUUGAAAAAUAGAGUUUUAUAUGAAACCGGCGAAGGUUUAUAUGAUAUUUUAGAUAAUGGAGACUACGAUUAUGUGGGUAAUGGUAUUAGGGCAACAAAUACUAAUGCUACAGGAUCAUUUAAUCGAACAAAUUGUUUUCAAUUGGGUGAUAGUGAUGGUGAAAAUGGCAAUUAUAGUUGAUUACUAGAUUUAGAUGAAGAGAAUGGAAAUUUAAUUUGAAUUUUUCUAACAAAAUGUAAUUUCAAUUUGAGAAAAAAAAAGAAAAAUUUUAACUUAUGAAAACUAAACUAUUACGGAAAUAUUACAUACAUAUAUCAUUGUUACAAUUAAACGAAGUCAAAUGAACUAAAGAAAAUGAUAAAUUCCCCCUUAAAUAAAACAAAACCAAAAGAGGAUUUCAGAUAUCUGACUUUAUAAGACUUUAUAUACCAAGAAGGAAAACUUAUAAGGCGUUUAAGGCAAAAUUCCUUUAAGAUUUCUGAAAUUUUCUUUUGACAAUAUACAUAUACAAGUGCCUCGUUCCAGAUAACAAAAAAAUCUUUCAAGAGAAUUUAUUUUUUUUUAAUUAAAGUUUCAAAAUUAUGUUAUUUUAUGAAGAAAUUUCUAUGAAUUUUAUCUAAUACUUAUACAAAUAUUUAUAUCAAGUAUAGUUUUCCUUAAAAUUAUGAUUAUUUUAAAGUUCAAGCAAAUAUUUAGUUGACCUAACAAACUUUAGUCAAAGCAACUAAUUGUAAACAAAAUUUGCUAUAAAGGGUUUUUAACUCUCUUUAAAGCUCUCCCUCUCUCUCUCUAUUUUAAUCUAUAUAUUUUACAUAAGUAAUAAAUUUUGUAAUUUAGUUUUCUAAUAAAAUUUUUACUUUUUUCAUAAAAUAUAAUUUAUACACUUCACAUAUCCCUUCUCUAAAGAAAACGAAAAAAAUUUUUUAAAAACCAAAAAUCACAAUUAUGUAAAACUACCUAAGGAGCUUUUCACAAAAAGUACCUUUUUCCCUUAAAAUCUAACCAAAAAUGUGAUUUCCUUUUUUUUGAAUCGACGACCAUAAGAACUGGAAAUUUCUAUAACUAAACAAAAAUCGACAACACCACAAAAUAAGAGAAAAUUGUCAAAUGAUAUUGUAAUUAUAAAUUGUAAAUUAUUGAAAAUGUAAG
Messenger RNA from Lucilia sericata (common green bottle fly), 2957 nucleotides. RefSeq lists its product as uncharacterized. Bases 930 to 1988 code for a protein of 352 amino acids. Lineage: Eukaryota; Metazoa; Arthropoda; Insecta; Diptera; Calliphoridae. The transcript is spliced from 4 exons. The record is from RefSeq and is a predicted model, not a curated record.